AUGUUUGCAGAGGCCAUUUGCCAGGUUCAGUCGCAGCGGCGUCUUCAAGCCAAGCACACACACGGUCUGAGCCGCUCUUCUCGAUACAUCAUCAACAUCCGUGGGUUCUUCGUAGAGCAAUAUCAAUUCUUCAGACAGAAAACAGAGAAAAAGUCCAACCUCUACAGGAGUUUAAACAUCGGAGCCUAUAACAUGGAAAAGCACCUCGCCUGGGUCGUCUUUGCCGUUUUCUGGGUUGGCGUGGUCUCGUCGCCGAACGCACGCCAACUUACUGUGGACACCUGCCCCUUGGCGACCGAGGCGUGUACCACCGCAGGCGGAGAAUGUUACAGCGUUAACAAACCUAUGCCCUUAUGCGAUUUCUACGCGAUGCUUUGCUCUUCUUCCACCUGCGCUUGCUGCAUUGAAUGCGAGAAGCAGCAGGACGCUAAGUGCCAGGCGUACUACGGAGGCUCCUGCAAGAGGAAGUGUGGCAUCGGGGAGUACGCCUUCGACUGCAAGUACGGGUGCAAGUGCUGCGGUUGUAGGACGGAGGGCCAGUGCGCGGAAGUGGGGGGGCAGUGCCAGCCGGUCACCCACAAGUGCCCCUCGGGGAUAUCUGCGCCCUCCUUGUGCAAGGGGGCUUCGUGCACCUGCUGUAUUCCUCCCGCCGACCCGUGCCCCGACCCGCAGGACGAGUGCCUCAAACACUGCGGCUACUGCGACCAGAAGUGCCAGCCGGACGAAAUACCGCUGCCCGGGCUGUGCCAGAAGGAAAAGUGCUUCUGCUGCGUUAAAGACACACCAAAACCUUGUUCAGAUGUAAACAUGCAGUGUAAUUCCACUGGUGGAUACUGUCACCAUGAGUGUCACUGUGACGAGAUAGCUCUUCCGGGGCUCUGCACUCAUGACAACUGCUCCUGCUGUGUCCAGAAUCCAUGUCCAGAUCUGAGCAUGCAGUGCAACGCCACUGGUGGAUAUUGCAACGACAGGUGCAAGUCUGACGAAGUGGCUCUGUCGGGGCUCUGCAAAUACGACUAUUGCUCCUGCUGUGUCAAGGACCCGUGUCCAGAUCUGAACAUGCAGUGUAACUCCUCUGGUGGAUACUGCAGCCACAGAUGCAAGUCUGACGAAUUGGCUCUGUCGGGGCUCUGCAAAUACGACAACUGCUCCUGCUGUAUCAGGGACCCGUGUCCAGAUCUGAACAUGCAGUGUGACUCCUCUGGUGGAUACUGCAGCCCCAGAUGCAAGUCUGACGAAUUGGCUCUGUCGGGGCUCUGCAAAUACGACAACUGCUCCUGCUGUAUCAGGGACCCGUGUCCAGAUCUGAACAUGCAGUGUGACUCCUCUGGUGGAUACUGCAGCCCCAGAUGCAAGUCUGACGAAUUGGCUCUGUCGGGGCUCUGCAAAUACGACAACUGCUCCUGCUGUAUCAGGGAUCCAUGUCCAGAUCUGAACAUGCAGUGCAACGCCACUGGUGGAUACUGCAACGACAGGUGCAAGUCUGACGAAGUGGCUCUGUCGGGGCUCUGCAAAUACGACUAUUGCUCCUGCUGUGUCAAGGACCCGUGUCCAGAUCUGAACAUGCAGUGUGACUCCUCUGGUGGAUACUGCAGCCCCAGAUGCAAGUCUGACGAAUUGGCUCUGUCGGGGCUCUGCAAAUACGACUAUUGCUCCUGCUGUGUCAAGGUUACUAUCACCAGCAUAUCCUUAGAUCACCAGCCAGCACAAAGAGCUAAUCCAUUUCUGCUGCCAAAACAGACCCGUGUCCAGAUCUGA
This is a messenger RNA of Penaeus indicus, 1758 nucleotides long. RefSeq lists its product as uncharacterized. Lineage: Eukaryota; Metazoa; Arthropoda; Malacostraca; Decapoda; Penaeidae. The transcript is spliced from 15 exons. The record is from RefSeq and is a predicted model, not a curated record. The coding region runs from base 1 to 1758 and encodes 585 amino acids.